GACCUUACUAUGAGAGAUUUCGAAAAGGGAACAUUUCCUAUUCUAACACCGUUCUAGGCUUCAGUUUUUCUUAAAAAUGAUUCUCUGUUUGAAUAAUACUAUCACAAACAGUUAAAAGAAUUGAGUAUAAUCUAUUGUUUUUUCGCAUACAAGUACAAAGUAUGAAUAUGUUUUGAAAAGCGCUUUUGUGCAGAACUGUGAACGACAAAAAUUAAUUUUUCUGCUGUCUCUAUCAAAUAAUAGAAAUUCAUUUCUAGAAAAUGAGAUUUCUGUAGUCCUAUUAAGUUUGAAAUAAAAUGAGGCAUUCGAUGAUGUAAUAAAGUAGUGAUACUAAUUCAUUUGUUUAAGCAACAGCGGUUGAAGUUUGUAGAAAUGAAAUUUUCUGUACUUGGUAGAAGUAGAAUAGAAACAAGUUCUCUCUUGUGGUUGUUUCCUGAAUUCUGGAAUGAAAAAUAAGUGAUCAUCAUGAUGAUGGCAUGUGGACUCUCAAUAAUUCAGUGAUAAAGUAAAUUUACUGACAUUUUGCUUCUUGUUCUUCUAAGUAAAUAUGUCAAUAGUCUGAUAAUAGGUUAACAAUCUGUGAUUCGAUGUGGCAAGAUCAUUCGAAUGAUGCUGCCAAAGAACUGAUGAACUAAAGUUGCAAUCCGUAGCGGUGAGUGGUCGGUUUGGUCCGGUGAAGGAUAUCUUACCAGCUGGUAUAUCGGUCGGUAGACUCAACUUUUUUCUUUAUGAUUUUGCUUAUGUCUUAUCUAAAACAUGCAUAUGAAAGAUAAAGACAAAUACACAACACAUUCGAGUUCGCAUCAUUUUGAAGGACAACAAAGUCAUGUUUCAUACCAUGUAUUUAUUUCUCUUGUUAUCUAUAUUGCCAACUUUAAUUGCAUCAUUACAAUGUUACACAUGCGAGACUCCAUUUAUAUUGAAUUACACUGUAACAAGUGAUACAGUACCUUUAUUUAACAAUUGUCAGCUGAUCAAUGCUACACAAUGUACAAUUAGUGUACUUUGGAUUCCAAAUCUCACUCGAUCUGUUAUCACAUUGGGCUAUAGAACUAUUCCAUUGACUAAUGAUACUUUACAUGAUUACAUCUUAGCCAUGGCUCAAAUGGAACUUGCUCUAGAUAAAGAGACUCCAUUAGUAGGACAUGAUCUUCAAUUUGGAUGUAUUUCAUGGAAUAAAUGCAAUGAUCAGAUGAUUUUGAAACGAAUACUUCAUUCACUAGUUAUAGAAGACAAAUUUGCUGAAGAAUUGUCUUCCUUAAUUAAAGUUGUUCAGCCAUUCAACAAUGACUCGGCUGCUGCACGCUAUGCAUAUUCUAAUACUACUGAUGACUGUUCUCCGACAAGUCUUAACACGUGUCAACGAUGUCAAAUUUUUGUCGAUCAGUGGUCUUCAUCUAGUAAAGAAAUCUGUGCAACAUGUCCUACUGAUUUCAUAGGUAUGAAUUGGGUAGUACGUGAAUCUGUAUUUGUACUAAAUAAUCGAACACAACUUAUCGAUCGUGUUCAACUCAACUGUCAACUUAAAGGUUGUAAUUCAAUCUAUAAUGCCAAAAUUAUGAAUUAUUUUCAGAUGAAAAAAUCUACUACAUCUACUUCAUUCUUGUCACCAUUUAAUGGUAAAACAAUUGUAUUAGAACUUGGUCGUGAAAUAGGCUUCAAAGCUAAACAAGAACUGGUCAAAUAUUUACGAGAACAACAAGCACAUAUUUCAUAUAUUCUUACAGCCAGUACUGACUACAUUUUGGUUACGAAUAAUGUAGAUAGCUAUAAAAUUCGUCGUGCUAAACAGCUCGGUUUGCCACUGAUCAAUAUUGAAUAUGUGUACGAAUAUCAGCGUUUGCAACCUGGUCAAACACCGAUCGAUAUUAGCAAAUUUAUCAUUAAAUCAAUUGAAGAUCAAGAAAAUUUCUCAAAAACUGGUACUAUUCCCGUUACAGAUUCAUUAGGAUCUCGAGCAAAUGCGAUUAAAAUCAAUAAAUUUGAUAUGAAUAAAAUCAAAUUAUGGAAUUCGGACGAUGCUAAUUUACCUCGUUUCGAUGAAUUAACACAUUGUGAAAUCGGCAAAUGGGCUAUUUUCGAAGAAACCAACGAUAAUUCAGAUGUAUUUUUUGUUCUUGAACUUCAAGUUAUUCCCGAACAAUAUUACGAUCGAACAACUAGCGAAUAUCGAUUACGAUUUCGAUACGAAAAACAGAUUAUUGUUGCCGAAGAACAAAAGCAAAAUAAAAAAAUAUUGAUACAAUAUGCAUUUUGUGAUGAUCCAAAUGAACAACAACAAUUAUUUGCAUCGUACUUUUAUCGAAUAGCUACAAUGCCACGUAUAACACGAAUUCGUGAAAUGUUACCUGAUAAAUUAGGAUCGAAAUUAUUAUUACGCUCUUUAUUUACUCAUCGUAUCGAUACACAAAUACUCGAUGAUAAUGUAUGUCAAUCGAUCGAAUCAAUUUGGUUAGAAUCUAUUGGUGAUCUAAAUAAAAUUUUGAGUGUAUUACCUGAAUCGAUCACUCUCAAAACGAUUAUCGAAGCCGAGGCUGCAUUGCUUGAAGUCAAAUUGACCAAUGAUCCUACUGCUGUACUUCGUUUCUAUUCACUGAUUCCUCAUCGACCACAGUAUAAUGUUGAUCUUAUAAAGAAUCGUCGAGCAUUGAUCGAAAAACUUGAUUUAUGUCAGAUGCUACGAGAUAUGCUUACAGUCAAUGAACUAACUAAUUGGAAUGUUAAAGCACCAAUCGAAGCAAAAUAUCGAGCGUUGAAUUGUCACAUUGAAACAGUGGAUAGUUCAACACUUGAAUUUAAGAAUGUUACUGAACUCAUUCAAUCAUCGACAGCUAAUGAUGAACAAAUUGUUAUUCAUCAUGUAUUUAGUGUGGUUAAACAGACAGAUACACUCAAUUUUUGUACAUCAUUAUCCAAUCAACGACAACUGUUGCAUGGAUCGAAAUAUGCUAACUUUCUAGGAAUUCUUUCACGUGGUUUGGCAAUGCCAAAAAUGGUAGUUGAAGAGUUAGGUGUUGUACGCACUGAUAUUGGUUGUCUCGGCUAUGGAAUUUACUUUUCUGAUUCUGCUUCUACAUCUCUAAAAUAUACGACAGCAAGUACAACACGACCAAGUCGACGAUUACUGUGCAUUUGCCAAGUAGCUCUAGGAGAAUCAGCUAACUAUUAUACGUUUUCACCAACUCUCACCAAACCUCCCGACGGUUUUCAUAGUACACAUGGAAUCAAAAAAACGGAAGAAAAUAAUUCAAUGUUUAUCGAUAAUGAAUAUGUGAUCUAUCAACUCGAUCAACAACGUUUACUCUAUAUUGUAGAAGUUUCAUGGAUACCGGAUGAUAGUAUUAAUAUCGAAUUAGAACGUUUACCAAUUGUUCAUCAUGCGCAACAUACAUUAAAACUAAGUGAACAUGUACCAUUGACCAUUGAUGAUGAAGUUAUUAAAGUUGUCGAACAAGACUAUGGUUUAAUAUGUCCAUCAUCGGGAAAACUCGUACCACUUAAAUCAUUUCAUAUUCGUGCUCAAAUUGUUGAUGCUACAGUUGAGGUUAUUCUCUAUCAAGUCUAUCAUAAUACAAGUUCAAUACCGAUCGAAGCUAAAUAUGUAUUUCCUCUUGAUGAAAACUCAGCUGUAUGUGGUUUCGAAGCGCAUAUUAAUAAUAAAAUAAUUAAAGGUAUUGUCAAAGAGAAAGAACAAGCCAAACAAGAAUAUCGAGAAGCAAUCAAAAAAGGUCACGGUGCUUAUUUAAUGCAUCAAGAACAAGCUCAAGUGUUUAGUGUAGCUGUUGGCAAUUUGCCAGCGAAUAAUGAAGUUAUCAUUAAAAUAACCUAUGUUGCCGAAUUAGAAAUUGAAAAUGAUGAUAUUAUUUUUCGAUUUCCAGCUAAAAUGGCAUCAUGGCAAUCGAAACAAGCCGUUGAAACUAGAGAUCAAUCGACUGUACAAUCCAUUGGUAUUGUUGAUGAAAAAGUUGAAUUUAGUUUCAAAGCAUCAAUUCGAAUGCCAUAUGAAAUAAUUAAACUAUUUUCACCAACACAUCGUCUUCGUCGAAAAUUAACUGAUUGUAUAGCUAUGAUCGAACUUAUCGAUAAUGUCUUACUUGAUCGAGAUUUCAUUCUUUCAAUAACACUAAAAAGUGCUAAUUUACCUCGAAUAUCAAAUGAAACGUUGUCAUUAGAGGAUGACAUUAAUACAACAAUAUCGAACAAUCAUAAAUCUCAAGCAUGUAUGCUUACUUUUUAUCCACGAUUUGAAAUAUUGACAAAUUCAAAUGAACACAUUGAAAUUAUUUUCAUUAUUGAUGUAUCCAAUUCGAUGGAUGGUAGUCAUGUACAACAAGCUAAACAGUUAGCUCAUUUAUUUCUUACGAAUUUGAAAGUUGACGAUGAUAAUACAUAUUUUAAUAUAGUUACUUUUGGAUCAGAUAAUGAUGAAUGUUUUCCGAUUUCAACACCAACCACAAAAGAGAAUCUUGAUAUAGCCAAAUAUUUUGUUCUGCAUUCACUUAUUCAUCGUGGUAAUACAGAUCUAUUUUCUGUUCUUCAUCGUUAUUCAUUAUUAUCAUUGUCGAAUUCGGGUCGACAAUUUAUUCUUCUCUCCGAUGGACAUAUUCAUGAUCUUAAAUCAAUUCUUACUCUAUUCGAACAUCGAUCGACUAUGCAUCGUGAUCGUCUAUUUGUAUGUUCAAUUGGUAAUGUUGCUAACAAGCACGGCUUGAAACAAUUAACUCGUGGAAUAAGAGGUGGUGGUUUAGUUACAAUAUUCGAUUCGAAUUAUCGAUCGAGAUGGAAAACAAAAGUAUUGAACAUUCUUGAACAUGUUCGACAACCAUGUGUUACAAAUAUAUUGAUCGAUUGGCAUGGUCAAUUAGAUGAACAACAAAAAUUCAAUAUGCAAGCACCGAAUAUGAUUCGAUCCUUGUUCAACGGAAUGCGACUUAGUGUCUAUCGAUUCAUACAAAACUGUCACAAAGCAACUUUGACGGCUACUAUCGAUGGACAAGAAUUUAUUACGACUGUAUUUAGUAGUACGAUGACAACGACUAGAGGACGUAUUCUACACUGUCUAACUGCUCGAGCAAUUAUCGAUGAUUAUGAUAAUGGAUUAUUGCAUGUAGAUGAGAGCGAAAAUGAACUGAUUAAAGUUCAAUGUAAACGAGAUCUCAUCGAUCUAAGCAUUAAAUAUUCUGUCGUCAGUGAAUAUACGAGUUUUGUUGCCAUUGAAGAACGUGAUGCCAAAACGGAUAAACAAACUCUUCAACCAGGCGUUCGUCUUCUUGAUGUGAUGCUCGAUCGAGAUGUCGAUUUACUUCCAUAUAUGGAAUGGGAUGGUGACGUAUCAACUUUAGUUUCGAUCAAACAGAAAUUGAUCGAUGCUCGUAUUUCACUCGAAAGUGCAUCGAUUCUAAGAAAAAGAGAAUCAAUUGCUGAUAUUGAAAAAAUUUGUGAAAACAUUUCCUAUCGAGCAGGUGGUGAUGCUAAAUUUGAUAUAAUGAUGACUAUUCUACGUACAUAUCGUUAUUCAUUGAAUGAGUAUGAUAAAGCAAAUGAAUUCGAAGAUAAAAUACGCAAUGAUCUAAAGAUGGAAAUGAUUGAUGCAACAAUGGAAGAACGACAAGCAUUACAAGAACGAUGUGCAACUAAUAAUUUCACGAUUACAACUGAUGAUGAGUAUGUAAAAUAA
This is a messenger RNA of Rotaria sordida, 5677 nucleotides long. NCBI's taxonomy places the organism in Eukaryota, Metazoa, Rotifera, Eurotatoria, Philodinida, Philodinidae. The record is from the annotation of a GenBank genome assembly.